Molecule: messenger RNA, 399 nt
Organism: Mycena citricolor
Lineage: Eukaryota; Fungi; Basidiomycota; Agaricomycetes; Agaricales; Mycenaceae
Source: the annotation of a GenBank genome assembly
UCAACAUCCACACGUUCCGCCUGCCGCCAUGAGUCACCAACACCACCAAUGGAUCCCGACUCGACCCCGCAACCUCGUCGUCUGAAGAGGAAGUCAAAAAGCACGUCGUUGCUGGGGCAUGGGACUUCCAUUGAAGUUGCGGGGCAGCGGUUGAAGACGACAGCGGUGUUCGACACCUUGUGGGUAUGGCUGUCCGAGAGGAAAUCUGUCGAUGACAGACGUCGAGCGGGCGGAUCUGCACCGUGGACAGAAGACCAGAUACUGCAAAAGUACAAGUUCUGCAAUGCCUAUCGCGUGCUCGACCGAACCUCUCAAUUCGUCGUCACGGAUGUCAUCGAGAAGGGCUCCCCUGACCGAACGGAAACGCUCUUCCGUAUCCUGCUCUUCAACUGCUUCAAC